Molecule: messenger RNA, 3848 nt
Organism: Drosophila navojoa
Lineage: Eukaryota; Metazoa; Arthropoda; Insecta; Diptera; Drosophilidae
Gene: flfl
Product: serine/threonine-protein phosphatase 4 regulatory subunit 3 flfl
Biological process (GO): DNA damage response; protein dephosphorylation
Cellular component (GO): protein phosphatase 4 complex; nucleoplasm
Molecular function (GO): protein phosphatase activator activity
Source: RefSeq, a predicted model, not a curated record
CGUCGACACAGCACAAAAUCGUCGUCGUCUCGGUUGGAACAGCGUCCGUUCCGCGAAAAAGUUUAAAUUAAGAGUUGAAUUGCAAAUGUUUAAUAAAUAAGGUGUUGAAAACAGUAAAUAUGCGCAAACGCAAAUUGUAUAUACUUUGAACGAUUGAUAAUAGGUGCUGCCAGUAGCGUAAACAAGGAAUUGCAACUUUUGCCUUGCACGCCUCACAGAUCACAGCAUAACAAUAUAACAUGGAUAUGCAAGUCGAACUUUGAAUUCAAAAUUCAAAAUCCUAAUUUCAUUGUAAGUAGUCUAGUUGACUAUCCCAGGCGAGGCUACAAGCCAAAAACGAUUAAAGGCACAGCUGAAAGUAAAGCGUAAUUUUUGUGAAGCAACUAUAAAAGCAACAACAGCAAAAGAGCGGAAAGCACAAAUACCUCUGAAGCCAAACCAUGACGACUGACACCCGCCGACGUGUUAAGCUCUAUGCACUGAAUGCUGAACGGCAAUGGGAUGACCGUGGUACUGGACACGUCUCCUCGACAUAUGUGGAGCGUCUCAAGGGCACAUCGCUGCUAGUGCGUGCUGAAUCAGAUGGUUCCUUAUUGUUGGAGAGUAAGAUACAGCCGGAUACGGCUUACCAGAAGCAACAGGAUACGCUUAUUGUCUGGUCAGAGGGCGAUAACUUCGAUCUGGCGCUGAGCUUUCAGGAGAAGGCUGGUUGUGAUGAGAUAUGGGAGAAGAUAUGUCAGGUGCAGGGCAAAGAUCCAUCCGUUGAAAUAACGCAGGACAUUGUUGAAGAGUCAGAGGAUGAGCGUUUUGAGGAUAUGUCAGACACAGCACCACCAAUCGAGUUGCCGCCGUGUGAGCUGUCGCGACUCGAGGACAUAUCCGAGACAAUACAAAGUUGCCUUUCUACGCCGCUGCGAAAGGAGAAAUUGUCCAUGGCCCUGGAAUCGGAGAACUACAUUAAGAAGCUUUUGAAUCUGUUUCGCACUUGCGAGGAUCUCGAGAAUACUGAGGGGCUGCAUCAUCUGUUUGAAAUAUUCAAGAACAUUUUCUUGUUAAACAAAAAUGCUCUUUUCGAGAUAAUGUUUGCGGAAGAUACAAUUUUCGAUGUGGUCGGCUGCCUGGAGUAUGAUCCGUCUCAUGCACAGCCCAAAAAGCAUCGCCAGUAUCUGAAGCAAUUGGCUAAAUUUCGCGAAGCCGUGCCGAUCAAGAAUAUGGAUCUAUUAGCAAAAAUUCAUCAGACGUUUCGCGUGCAGUAUAUUCAGGAUAUCAUACUGCCUACGCCAUCAGUCUUUGUCGAGGAUAAUAUGCUGAACACGUUAUCAAGCUUUAUAUUCUUCAACAAGGUUGAGAUUGUUACGCUCAUACAGGAAGAUGAACGUUUCCUGCUAGAUCUAUUCACACUGCUCACGGAUCAAGAAACUACCGAUGCCAAGCGACGUGAUAUAGUUCUGUUUCUGAAAGAGUUCUGCAAUUUCGCACAAAAUUUGCAGCCACAGGGCAAGGACUCGUUCUACAAGACACUCACCUGUCUGGGAAUAUUGCAGGCUCUUGAGCUGACUUUGGUCAUGAACGAUACAAAAACCAAGUCGGCUUCCAUCGAUAUACUUACGGCCAUUGUUGAAUUCUCGCCGUUGGUGGUGCGCAAUUACACUUUGAAUCAGGCCAAUCGACCGGAGGGCGAGCCUAUGUUGCUCAACAUUGCCAUUGAACAGAUGCUAAAUGAUUCUGAGCCGGAAUUGGGCAUAGCCGUGCAGUUGAUGGGCAUUAUUAAGAUAUUGCUUGAGCCGGAAAAUAUGUUGACUGAGAAAGGAGAUUUCCUGAACUUUUUCUACAAGUACAGCGUCCAAACGCUAGUUGCGCCUCUAAUGCUUAAUACAAUGGGCGAUCGUCCACUGAACGAGGAUUAUCUGACUGCCCAGCUCUUGGGCAUUGUGCUGGACAUUUUGUCAUUUUGCGUGGAACAUCAUAGCUAUCAUAUUAAGAAUUUCUUGUUGCAAAAAGAUCUCCUCAAACGAAUUCUAGUGCUGAUGAAGAGCACACAUACGUUCCUUGUACUUGGGGCCUUGCGGCUGCUGCGCAAGAUAAUUGCACUCAAAGAUGAGUUCUACAACAGACACAUUGUCAAGUGCAAUCUAUUCGCGCCUGUGGUGGAUGCUUUUAUUCGUAACAAUGGUCGCUAUAAUCUGCUCGAAUCGGCCAUACUGGAAUUAUUUGAGUUUAUAAAACUUGAAGAUAUUCGCACGCUGUGCGUAUACUUCGUGGAGAACUUUAGCAAGAUAUUUGAUGAAAUCGAAUAUGUGCAAACAUUUAAAUACCUAAAGAAUCGUUAUGAUCAGUACCAGGAUAGGCUGAAAGACCGCGAUAAGUUGGAAAAUCGCACCGAUGGAACUCUGCCAAUGAUACGUAGCAGCAGUCGUUUCCGUCGUGAUCAGCGUCAAAUGGAGGAGGAGGAGGAGCUGUGGUUCAACGAUGAUGAUGACUUUUCCGAGGAAAUCGACACUUACAACAAUGUGAUGAAAUCUGUCAGCGAAAAAAAUGGCACCCAGCAAACACAAAAUCAAUCGCCACAGCAAAAAUCAUCGCCGCCGCAUAGCACGUCGCCGCAUGGCGUCGGCUUAUUGGGCAAUCUUAAUUCCACAGCGAUUGCAACUGCCACCUCAGUAUCAGUGCCGACGGCAAGUGGCGGCAGUAGCCCUGAGGCGACGAGCUCUGUUGAUGAGCAGGCUCAGGCUGCAGUACAGUUAGCCGCCGCUGCCAACAUUGCACUGCAACAACAGCAGCAACAGCAACAGCUGCAGCAACAACAGCAGCAGCAGCAACUUCAACAACAGCAACUACAACAGCAGCACUCAUUCCAGCAACAGCCAACGUUGUCGUUGAAUAGCACACUUGUGGCAGCAGCCGCUGCAGCUGCCGUCGCUUCCACAUCGAAUGCAGCCGCUGUGGCGCAACUGGAAAGCCAGCAACAAGAACAACAGCAACAACAACAGCAGCAGCAGCAGCAGCAGCAACAACAAGAGCAGCAGCCCCAACAGCCUCAAUCCGAGAUUGCGGAGCUGCAGCAACAGUUGAACGCGGUAGUGCCGCAGAAUUCGGAGCUUGCGCAGUCUGCCGUAUCAAAUGGUUCCCCGACAUCGUCGCCGACGGCGGUAUCAGCAUCAUCCACGUCACCAAUGGAAACGUCCACAUCGUCUGCGUCGCCAACAUCUUCGGCAGCCACGGCGCUGUGCGAUUCGGCAACAGUGGUCGCUGUGGCAGCGUCUCAAUUUUUAUCGACGAUUGCAACAGCCAUGGCUGCCUCGGUAACGGCAGCAGUCAGCACGCCCAGUCUAGCUACUCCUGUGGCCAGCGAGGACAACAGCGAGCCGCAGACCCAGACACCUGCCACAGAUGCCAGCGAUGCAGUGCUUAAGUUGAAUGAGGAGAAGCCGGCGCUUAGCGCGGAACCGACAACGGGCAAUGACGCCGAUAAGGCCACCAAAAAGGGGCUGGUGGACUAUGAAAGCGAUUCUGGUGAGGAUGAUUAUGAGGAGGAAGAGGACUCGGAUGGGCCCCAAGCACAAAAGCGCGCGCGCCUUGCAUAGUUAUUGGGCAUCAGUCAUCAGGCGGCAUCAAUUAUAAAAUAGUAUAAACACACCUACUUCUCAUAUAUAUACACACACACACACAACAAACACGUAUACUCACUCCUCAACGGAUGUAAGGGUUGACAAGUGGGCGAAGCAACAACACAACAACAAGAGGGCUGCAGCAACAAUCGUAGGGCACACACACACACACAGAGUGACAGAGGGAGCGAGUGAGAGAGAGAGAGAAAGAGGUAGAGAGCGGUACGAUGUAAGAUCGAA